GAGUUCUUUCUCUUCCGAGCUCUGUUUCUCCCCUGUUCAGUUGUUCUGCUCUCUCUACCUCGAUCAUCGGUGCCAUGGCGGAAUGGUUUGUUGGUCCAAUCAUGGAGAAGAUAAUCAACGCUUGCUCUGAUUACCUGGAAGAUCAAGUCGGAUGGCAGACGGGCAUGAAGAACGAGCUGGAAAGGCUGCGAGAGAACCACCCCAAGAUCCAAGCCGUCGUCUUUGCCGCUAAUCAAGCACAAAUCAGCGAUCAGAACCCGGCUCUCAACAAAUGGAUAUGGAAGCUGCGAGAUGCUAUUGAUGAGGCAAAUGAUGUGCUCGAUGAGUUUGAGUACAUGAAGCAUAAACAACAGCUCAUCAAAAACACUGAAGAAACAAAGAAACGAAAGGCCACGAGCUUCAUAUUUGAAAUUCCUCGUAAAAUUUUCAAAAUUGGAGAACGACUUCUCAAAAUGGAUCCCAACUUGAAACGACUGGAGGAGGCUGUGCAGAAACUUGAUAAAGUUUCGGCUGAUGUUACUACUUUCCUUCAUCUUAUAGACAGCGCGAAGCAGGAAUACAAGGAGCAGGAGGUUCAAUUCUACAAAACACGUGAAACAGGAUAUUUGCCUAAAAAUGAUCUCAUUGGGCGUGGCAAGGAUAAGGAGGUUGUUAUGGAGUGGCUGAGGAAUCCAUCAAAUGAGCAUCGGGGAACUGAUUUGUACAGAAACAUUUCUCUUCUAUCUAUAGUGGGCCAUGGUGGUAUGGGGAAGACAACUCUCUUACAACAUGUUUAUAAUGAUGAAAUUACGAAGGAAUUUGGUCUUAAAAUGUGGGUUUGUGUUUCCAACAACUUUGAUGUGAAGAAAGUCAUUGCAGAUAUGUUGCAAUCUCUUAAGAUGGAGAGGCCUCGUUGUGACACACUUGAUGCACUUCAAAGGCGUCUCGAGGAGGAGGUGAUGUCCAAAAAGUUCUUACUUGUGCUGGAUGAUAUUUGGGAGGAGGAUGAGGAGAAGGAUAAAAGCAAAUGGGAGGAUGUGCUCGCCCCUUUAUCUUCUGGGGGUUUUGGUAGUAAGAUUAUGGUAACAACUCGAACGGACGCAGUUGCACUGAUGUUCGCAAAGGUAAUUAAAAAGAAGAAUGAAAUAGUUAAAUUAGAGGGCCUAGAGGAAGAUGAGUGUUUGCAGCUCCUCAACUCUCAUGCAUUUAAACGUUGCUCGAGUGUGUUCCAAAUAGAAGUGGUGGUGUCUAAGUUGAGAACAUAUGGGAGUAUGGAGGCGAAGAUAGUUGAGAACAAGGCGACAGACAUAUUUUGGUCGAUCAGAGACCAAGAAGAGAACUGUUGA
This is a messenger RNA of Dendrobium catenatum, 1325 nucleotides long. RefSeq names its product putative disease resistance protein RGA3. Gene Ontology annotation, molecular function: ADP binding. NCBI's taxonomy places the organism in Eukaryota, Viridiplantae, Streptophyta, Magnoliopsida, Asparagales, Orchidaceae. The transcript is spliced from 3 exons. The record is from RefSeq and is a predicted model, not a curated record. Bases 75 to 1325 code for a protein of 416 amino acids.